Sphaerodactylus townsendi is the source of this 2931-nucleotide messenger RNA. It is a transcript of the gene CD82, whose product is annotated as CD82 molecule. The record is from RefSeq and is a predicted model, not a curated record. Lineage: Eukaryota; Metazoa; Chordata; Lepidosauria; Squamata; Sphaerodactylidae. Gene Ontology annotation, cellular component: membrane. The transcript has 9 exons. Bases 103 to 900 code for a protein of 265 amino acids.
AGAUCCCAAGCAUAUCAUAAACUGAGAACUACUCUGCAUGAAUAAUGCUGGGAUGUGGAAGAAACUGGCAAAACUGAACCCUGGGUUUUAUAAAAGGAGAAGAUGGGAUCUGGCUGCCUGAAAGUUACAAAGUACUUCCUUUUCCUCUUCAACCUGCUUUUCUUUAUCUUGGGUGCUGUGAUUCUGGGCUUCGGAAUAUGGAUUAUGGUCGACAAAAACAGCUUCAUUUAUGUUUUGCAAACAUCAUCAUCAUCAUUAAAGACUGGAGCAUACAUUCUCAUUGGAGUUGGGGCUGUCACCAUGUUAAUGGGGUUCCUGGGCUGCCUUGGAGCAGUAAAUGAGAUUCGAUGUCUCUUGGGACUGUACUUCACCUGUCUGUUCCUGAUCCUGAUAGGUCAGAUAGCUGCUGGACUAUUCAUCUACUUCCAUCAAAAUGCACUCAAAGCAGAAGUGUCUGGAAUCGUCCAGAAUCUUGUCCAGGAUUAUAAUCCUAAUGAUGAAAGAAACAGGACUAUUGAGAAUGCAUGGGACUAUGUCCAAUCACAGCUUUCUUGCUGUGGCUGGACUGGGCCAGAAAACUGGACGCAGAACACAAUCCUCGUGGACAGAAAUCAGACUGCCUACCCUUGCUCUUGUAAAAAUGGCACAAAGGAAUCUAUGUUUUACGAGGGCUUCUGCGAUUUGGACAUUGCUUCUAACCCCAAUGCAACAUUUGCUGAUUGGCCGGUUCACAAGAAGGGCUGCAUGGAAGGUGUGGAGGGCUGGAUACAAGAGAACCUUGGCAUCAUUCUCGGAGUCUGUGCAGGAGUUGCUUUCAUUGAGCUGCUGGGAAUGGUGCUUUCGAUCUGCCUCUGCAAGAACAUACAUACUGAAGACUACACCAAAGUGCCCAAGUACUGAGACUGCUGGCCUCAGGAAUUGCCCCAGAGCAAAUGGACCAUUUCUCUCUUUGUACCCAGACUGUCUUCAUCACUUAGCAUUCCGCCUGUGCAACAUUGCUGUGGAUCUCUGAGGCUGCAUUGCAGCUGUGAAUUUUUCGAGGGAUCAAGGGAUUGGGCAGCCCCCCUCCCAAUCAUCUUUUGACUGUUCUUCCGUGAAGCAGGCCACUUAAGUCUUCCUCUACUCAUAUGAUGCCCUGCACCUUUACUGUCGGCACUGCGCUAGACAGUCCUUUAUUUUUAUCUAUGUUUUGACCCAUUUUGAUUAGACUUAGAGUAGUCCUUCCUGCAGCCACUGGCUGCCAGUGCUGUAUAUACAAAACCUGUCCAUUCUUCAACUAGGAGGAAUCUUCAGUGCUUGGAUGAUUGUUCGUGGCUCUUUUCAAACACACGUGCUGCAGAAAGACACAUCCUUUCUCUGACUUCUCUGACACCUCUGCCUUUCUCUAUUUCCUCAAACCUACUGAAUUUUCUCUAGAAUCUCUUGUUGCACAGAUCACUGUGUCUUGCCUGGAAUGGCACCUUUCUUUUAUUAUUGUCUUGUUUAAGACACUCACCAGCUACAAAAUUGACCCGCUACAAGCUCAUUAUUUCACCAAAGAUCCCCUCUGCAUGAGGGGGUGGGGCUUGGAGGGAAGGGAUGUAAUACUUCUUUUCUCUGCCACUUUUUUUUUCUUACCGGGUCAUGCUAGCUUGCAGGCACUUUAGAGGCUGUGUAAGGGGGAGUAUGUACAGGCUCAGUGAAGUAUGUUCUUGGGUUGCUAACUUUUAUAGUGGUGAUUAGAUCUAUUUUUCCAAACUGAAUCUUCUGCUGUUCAAUUUUUUUAAUUUGCUGUGGUGAUGGGAUUGAUAUCUGGAUUCUGGGAUCAUCUGAAUACUCAGUUGUCUGGGCAAGUAGAUGAGAGAGAGAGAGACUAAUGUUCUGCCAUGUGACCUUUGAGUUGCUAAGAUUGUCAUAUGAACGUGGUGUGUUUGUGCAUCAGGAUCUGGCUGUGUGAGUUUCUGUUCUGGGGAAAGCAUCUACGUUCCACAUCAUACCCAUGAUUCACUUCCAGAGGUGAAACAUGGAGGGCAAUGGAAUUAUUUGAAGGGAAGAUCAGAAGUAGAUGAGAUACACAGGCACAUGUGGUGAUCACAUUCUGAGCAACAGUGUUUAUUUGGCCACAUGGCGCAAUGUUUCAGGGAAGGUUUCCAUUUCAGAGCAACCGGGAAAUCAUGUAGAGAAACUGGACAAAGGCUGUUCAUGUUUUGCCCUUAGUUUUUGGGAAUAUAUGGUUUACUGAGUCUGUAUAUUAUUGCUGUUUGUUUUCUGAACUGAGGAAGAACACCAAGUGCAUCUGAAAAUUCACCAUCCAAAGAGCUCUGUUGCCUAGAAAGCCUAAUGGGACAGGAAUCUAAAUAAAGGAUCUAACAAAAUUUAACCUUGAAGGGUAUUUUAAUGGGCUUCCAGUGGCUGGUCAAUUUCACCCUUGUGAAAGCAUAUUGUAUAUCCUAGAAAACAUGGAGGCAAUGGCUUUUUUUUCUGUAAAAGGAUGAUGAUGCACACAGUAGGGAGACUAGAUGGUUGUAAUUUUGCUUCAGCUAUGGGGCUAGAGUUUUGUGCAGUAAGAGACAAUGAUGAAUAAUCCAAGAAGGAUGUUCUUUCAUCCAUGGUUGCAAUACUUCUACAUAAAGAUUCUGGCUAUCAAUCCGGCUUGUAAAGGGUAAGCAGCAAAUCUGAGUGCUGUAAUUCCUGGCAUGAUUUCUUGUGUAAGUUCCUUUAAGCUUGGUGUUUCUGUUUUUGAACUGGUAUAAACCUCAGUUUUUAUCUUCACCUCUUACGCUUCAACUGAUAAGACGCUUACUUGAUAAGCUGCUCAUUCUAUGAUUCUUGUUCUCGUAUUUUGAUUUGGCUCUCUGCAGAAGGAAAGCAGAGCCCCUUCAAUUCCCUCCCUUUUUUGUUUUGUUUUUAGGAACCUCUUCCAGAUGGAAGAAUUGCAUGUACAGAUUUAAA